AUGUGCUGCCCUGCCGCCUUCUUGCAAUUCCCAACCGCUGCUCACUAUGCAGGGAAAUCGUGCAACAGCAUUGGGAUCCUCAGCGCCCCACAGCAGUCCAGGUUCAAGCGACAGCGGCUGGCCGGCUCCGACGCGACCCGAGCGCAAUGUGCGACGCAGCAGCACGUUUUCACCAGCCGCCAACAGCGCUCGAUGAGGCGGCGUUGGAGGAGGAGAGAGACGAAGCUUCGGAAGGCCUUCGACAAGCAGCGUGGUGCCUACCUCACCGGCCGGGUUCAAGACUUGACGGAGAACAUCAGAGUCAACAAGAAAAAUAUGCGGCGUCUCGGAACUGCCCUCGCGACGAACCAAGUCGCCAGCCUGCUCGUCCCCGUGCCUCCCUCUCCCGUGGAGGACGGUGAGGACGCGGACGAUAGAAUGCAGGCCGAGGCCGCGGGGGCCGACUUGGAGGUUGGAGGGUAAAAUAUCCGACAAGCAGUCAACCGUUUGUGGCAGCAAGCGUACUCCAUGUUGAAGGUGCUGACAGCGGAGCUGGCCCGCGACACCAAGCAGCUGGACCUCACGGUAGAUAAAGACGAGCAACGUUCUUGUGGGCUGCAAGGAUGCAACGGAUGCCGCCGUGGGGGAAACCGAAACCAAACGGUUUGAGCUGCUGAAGGAGGCAUCGCUUGUUCGACACGAUGCUUCGCUCCUCCUGCGGAUCGCGGCC
This is a messenger RNA of Ectocarpus sp. CCAP 1310/34, 709 nucleotides long. The record is from the annotation of a GenBank genome assembly. NCBI's taxonomy places the organism in Eukaryota, Phaeophyceae, Ectocarpales, Ectocarpaceae.